This is a messenger RNA of Alternaria alternata, 2043 nucleotides long. RefSeq lists its product as hypothetical. The record is from RefSeq and is a predicted model, not a curated record. NCBI's taxonomy places the organism in Eukaryota, Fungi, Ascomycota, Dothideomycetes, Pleosporales, Pleosporaceae. The transcript has 3 exons. Bases 1 to 2043 code for a protein of 680 amino acids.
AUGGAUCUAUACGUGGCUCAGCUUCCAGGGCUCUCUGUAGCUACUCAUCUGGCGAGGGAGCGUGCGAAAGCCGACGAGGACAUGCCCGAUAACAAGAGCUGGCGAUUAGGCCACAGCAAGCAGCCGAAGAAGCCACCAAGAGUGUCCACUCCUCUGAAGAUCGAUACCGAAUACUCGAAAUCUUUCGAAGAUUUGAACGAUCACCAUCUUCUGCUCAGCUGGCGACAACAACGUCAAGGCAGCAGACCGCAGACACCUGUGGGCGCUAUAUCAGCCACGCCUGUCACCGACGAUACAUAUGAUACCAGAAGUGAUCGUUCAGAUACCCCAGCGCCACGUCGAGACUCCAAGCCAAAACUCGCACGAUACACUUCGCUUUUCGCCAACUUCAAAGACACAACCAAGGAACCCGAGUUUGCCUUCUCUACACCUUGGGGUGAAGACGCACCGCAGUCCCUACAGCCUUACAUAGAUCCGCUUGACGUGGUUCAGUCUGUCCGAUCGCACAUGGCGACUACACAUCGGCCAAUACCAAUGGAGCACAAUAGUGGCCUGUUCCGGGUGUUUGAGGACUACCGCAACGUCCGAGAGCAGAAAGAGAGUCUCAGUAUAAUGAUGGAGGAGACACUCAGUGACUGGAAAAAGGCCGAACAAUAUUGGGAUCGCUCAAAAGAUUGCUAUGGCGCGGAAAUACGGCGACUCGAGCUACUCAUAGCUCGCGGAACGAGCGCUCGUCAAGACAGCGUAGUGCGACGUCAUAGAAAGACCAUCUCGUACGACAGUCUCCCUCCAGCUUAUGACUCCCUUUCGCAUGCCCAACUCGACCGAGAGAUCAAAGUUAGGAGUCAGAGAGCGCUCCUGAGUCGACCAUUAUCUCCCUCUGGAAAGAUGAUCGUCCUCUCAACACAGUUUACCAACGAUGGGGCGAAGCUGAUAGUAGGAACUCCUCCUGAGGUCAACCAUAAUUUGACACUGUCGCGCAAAGUCCAAAGCGAGCUCAACCUUACCGCCAUUCAUAAGACAAAACCCUCCCGCUCCUUUACUAGCUCUGUAACUUCUGGGUUCUCAGGAGGGUCUGGUGAUCCUUUGCCUGACGAGAUGGCGGUUCUUGAGCACACUGGAAUGGAGCCGGCGACCGAAUGCGAAGCUCUCGUUGCUCUUCGUGAGCUUGGCACACUCGUUGCAAGACGUCGAGGGUUAGAGAUCAGCAGCUUCAACCACAGCCUCAUGAUGCUCUUCUCGCAGACUAGACCAGCAGAGAGAAUAGUAGAAGGUAUCGAAGAACGAGACGCACGGCCGUCACGGCAAGGGAUGGGCUCGAAUUCUGGAAAACCACAGUACGCUGAUACAUCUCUCGCACCCCGACAUAAUUUGCGGAAGUUUCAGUCGCAGCCACAUCUCAGCACUACACAGAAGCAUCGUCGACAGUUUUCUUUUGAGCCUGGGGCGGAUCAGCUCGAAGCGCUCGCGGAGGAGUUUGGAGCGCUUGACGGGGAGACCAAUGAGAGCGGUUCUGACGAUUCGGACACUCCGCUCCUCAUGCGUGCUGAGCGCCCUGCACUCGAUACCCAAUCAAUUAGGUCUACUUCGUCGUCUCAAAAUCUGGGUGCAGAUUUAGCCAAGCCAUCAAAGAUUCCUAGCCCUGUCCAAACGAUGGGUCGCAGUCGCCGAGAGGAUUCUGCUUCAAGCCUCCAGUCGGUCUAUGCUAGACCUCAAGAUAGUCGUCGAGAGUCUCGUUCUAGUGUUAUCACGGCUUUUCGCGAACAUCUAAGUGGAAAUAUUCGACCCGAACUCCAGAGCAGACACAGUUCGAUCAACGACUUACGUGCGUCAGACUCCUCGACGGCAUCAAGAGAGCAGAUCGGUGCAACAAGACUGCGUAACAGUAACAUGGCUGUCGCAGCAGCGAGGGCUGCAAGUGAUGCAAGUCAAACCUCAUUGUCAGAGAGAAGCAGCCCAAGACUCUCCCUAUCGCGAACAAACAACGCAGGAGGUCCAGUCAGGCCGGUGCAUGAUGACUCCAAGAGAACGUCAUCAAGUUGA